Molecule: messenger RNA, 1735 nt
Organism: Trichomycterus rosablanca
Lineage: Eukaryota; Metazoa; Chordata; Actinopteri; Siluriformes; Trichomycteridae
Gene: aaas
Product: achalasia, adrenocortical insufficiency, alacrimia
Exons: 16
Coding region: 102-1643 (513 amino acids)
Biological process (GO): nucleocytoplasmic transport
Cellular component (GO): nuclear pore
Molecular function (GO): protein binding
Source: RefSeq, a predicted model, not a curated record
GCUGAGAGUGCUAACUCUCCCUGUGUUUGAGGGAAUGGCGCUAAUGCUACUCUGAGUUCUGAACUCUGUUCUGCUCUCAGUUACAACUCCGUGUUUGAACGAUGUGUUCCCUCGAGCUCUUCCCUCCACCGCUGCUGAACGGUCAGAUCACUUUAUACGAGGCCAAUAAUGAACUCGUAUCAGGAAGCUCUCCAGACUGCUACCAUAAACAGCACUGGAAUCCUCCGAGUCUUCUUUUUCUGAGGGAAAACCUGAAGCCACACAGUCGUCCAGAGAGCAGCAGCAAAGCAGCAUUCCUGGAUCACAGAGACACACUGUGGAUGAGAAGCGCUGGAGCCUGGCGUGACGCAGGACUUUAUGGCCUGUUAGACGAAAUCACGAACAGUUCUGAAGAAGUACCGACGAGUCUGACCCUGAUUUCGGGGAGUGUUUUGGCUCUGCUGAGAUGGGCGUCUUCGUUUCAUUGCUCUCUGUUCCCACAUCUGACUUUAAGUGGUGUGGACAUGGUUGCUGAAUUCUCCCAAGUGUUGGAUUGGUCUGAUAGCACCGUACGAAGCUUUGCGUGGCAUCCACAUACAGACAAAUUUGCAGUAGCCCUGCUGGAUGAUUCCAUCAGGAUCUACAGCUCUCGCAGUACGACGACUCCGACUCUGAAGCACCGGCUGCAGAGGAGUGUGAGCGCUGUAGGGUGGAAGCCUCUGUGUGCCUCCGCUCUGGCUGUGGCCUGUCAUACCUGCCUGCUGGUCUGGCACGUGGACCCCAACUCGCUCUCUACACGUCCCUCGUCCGGCUGUGCUCAGGUACUGUCUCAUCCGGGUCACUCUCCGGUCACCUCCAUCGCUUGGUCUCCUUCCGGUUCUUUACUGGUUUCGGCCUCUCCCGUGGACACGGCCAUGAUGGUGUGGGACGUGGCUGCAGAAAGCUGUGUUCCUCUGCAGCGUGUCGGAGGUGGAGGGGUCACUAAUCUCUUAUGGUCGCCGGAUGGCGGCCGGCUCUUGGCUGCCACGCCUUCUGCGCUCUUCAGGGUGUGGGAGACCAAGAUGUGGACCUGUGAGAGGUGGCCUUGUCUAAAAGGACGCUGUCAGUCAGCAUGCUGGAGUCCUGAUGGAACGAGACUGUUGUUCAGCGUUCAGGGAGAAGCGGUGAUCUACGCUCUUACCUUCUCUGAUAUGACGGGAGGACCUAAAGCUGCUGUGGUUGUGGCCGAUCUUUCAGAGACCACGUUCAAUGAGCUUGCUGGUGACGUCGUUGUCGGUGGAGAGGUGCAGUCGCUUGCUUGGGAUCCCACUGGAGAGAGGCUGGCUGUGCUCCUGAAAGGUCGUUCUGAAUCCUCCAACCAUCCUGCCGUCAUUGCUGUGUUUAAGACGCGCUCCGGUCCCAUCUUUGAGCUGCUUCCAUGCGGUUUCGUGCAAGGUGAGGCUGGAGCAGAGCCGAGGCUGAUCCACUUCCAUCCUCACUUCCAGCACGGUGCACAGCUCACAGUGUGCUGGUCUAACGGGCGAAUCUCUCAUGUGCCCUUCUAUUUUGUCGGUGUGGGGAGGCCACAUUCUGGGGGAAGCCCUCCGCGUCCUCACUUCACCAGCAAGACGGAGGAUUACAACACUACACUGUUUACAGAACACGUUUCAUAUGUGUAUUUUUAAUCUUCAGCUCACACAAUGUUCUUACAUGUAACAUAAUUACAUUUAAAGAUACAGAAUAAAUGACAGUAAAAUAUAAUAAAAGAUGAAAAUGC